Messenger RNA from Neltuma alba, 549 nucleotides. RefSeq lists its product as uncharacterized. NCBI's taxonomy places the organism in Eukaryota, Viridiplantae, Streptophyta, Magnoliopsida, Fabales, Fabaceae. The transcript has a single exon. The record is from RefSeq and is a predicted model, not a curated record. Bases 1 to 549 code for a protein of 182 amino acids.
AUGUAUCUGCGUGGGAAGCGUAAGGAGAAGUAUAUCAAUGGAGAAGCAACACAACCUUCGCAUAAUGAUCCCAAAUUUGAUACCUGGUUCGCUGAAAAUAAUCAGGUGAUGUCUUGGUUGUGCAAUUCAAUGACUCUCGAAAUCAGUGAAGGAUACCUUCUUGCAAGUACAGCCAAGGAAAUCUGGGAUGCUGCUAAGCGGACCUACUCUACCCUCGAUAACACUGCAGCCUUAUUAGAUCUAAAGAGGCAGCUCAAAGAUCUGAAACAAGGCAACUUAACUGUGACUCAAUACUACAGUACGUUGACAAAGAUAUGGCAGCAAUUGGACCUCUUUGAAGUACAUCCUUGGAAGGAUAUGGAUGAUGCUAAUUACUACAGACAAUUGGUGGAAAGAGGACGAACAUAUGACUUUCUGUUGGGCCUGAAUGAUGUUUUUGAAGAAGUGAGAGGGAGAAUUAUGGGACUGAAGCCGCUGCCAUCCCUAUUUGAAGUUUCAGUAUGGUUAAGUUCGAAGAAAGCCGAAGACACCUCACUCAAAGCAGCCUGA